GUUGAUAUGUGGGUGAAAGUAAAAAAAGGGAGGGUUAAUGAACAAGAUGGACUGAAUUUUCCAACUAUGGUUCUGCACUCCCCUGAGUUGGAGGCUGAUUUAGUCGGCAUUUGACACUGACUGUCUCUCAACGCUUCUUGUUUCCAUCAAGUUUGUGGUGUGCUGCUUUUAACAGUUGUGCAAAGCCAGAACGGACUGUGGCAAUGAGUUGCAAAGGGGAGGAGGAGGAUGUGGUCAGAAGCUUUGACGGCGGCAUUACUUCCCUCCCUGGGGAGAAAGGAGAAGCUGCUGUACCUCCUCUCCACCUGACCCAGAUGUCCGAUGGAGCACCUUCAACGGCUGCUGGGGACCCUGCAACGGGCUCUGGUAAAGAAACCCCCUUUUGUCGUCAGCCAAGCUGGGGUGGGCUCCAGGGCCCAUGACUUACGUGGAGGGAGGUGGGUGCGUCUGCUGGCUUGCUCAACAGACCGUCUGCAUUCAGUGUCUCCCUUGCUCCACCCCAUCUUCAGGAUUAUGUUUCGUCCUUCACCACUUACCUACUUGGAGAUGAAACUUACCCAGGAGCAGAAGAGUCAGGACAUAGAAGGGAUAGGAGCAGCCGAGGCAGCAGCCAUGACGGGGAAGUGGAGACAGCACACUCUGGGUAAUGAAGCCGCUGGUUGAGGUGGGAGUGGGGGAGCUAUUUAUGCUUGGAGCUUUCUACCUCUUGAGUGGAAGGGUCUCCACAGCAGCUGGAUUCACCCUUUCCCCCUCUUCCCUGCAGGGACAUUCCUCCAAGGAGACAUCUGGAGGUCUUUGAAGGUUCGCUCACCGCAGAGGUAGGUGCUGGAAAAGAGGAGGCGGGGAAAGAGUCAUUUAAGCUCCGCCUCUCCUUCACCAUGGUCCUUCCUUUUUCAGAUAACCCCAGCCAACCAGGAAAUCCAGGCAGCAUCAGAAGCAGCAGAUCACGAUGCUCAGGCGACAGAGUCUGUUCACAAACCUUCCAAGUUGCCCAACAGAUCUGAGGGACAGAAAAAGGCUGAGGAAAAGCUCUCAGGUGAUGGAAAAUUCUAGAAUGUGCCAAAGUCACACUGUGGAGGGUCCGAUGGGUGUUUCUAGGAGGCAUGGUUUGCUACCUGGUUUGAUUUAGCUUGGAGUCUCCAUCCUAAACAUAAAUGUGUGGGAAGCGAUUAUGGUUGCUCAGUCUUGAGGAUAAAACCGUCUGCAUAUGAGCAGAGAAACCUCCAUCUUUCCCAUUGACACAUUCCUGGGCUAAUUUAUGCCAUUUGAAUAAGGUUCCAGAACUGGGACUACUGACCCAUGGCUCAUCCUGGAAAGAGAAAUCAAUAUAUUUAUAUUGGGCGCUGUGCAUGCACUGAUGUUUCUCUGCUAUUGUUUUUAUUGAUAGUGACCCUGAACGUUUAAUGGUCCUGUAUAACUUCAGAUUUUUUGGUGCUUUGUUACUGGGGAUGAUGUUUUAUUCUAAGAUCUUGCACGAUGAUGAUGAUGAUAAUUUGUUAACCUUGUUGCAGUUUACAAGAAAGUACGAUAAUAAAAAUAUUUUACAAUAAGAAAACAUCCUUAAUUUCAGGGUGGAACAAUAAUAUAGGAAUGUGUAUAUUUGUGGGGAGAAACCAAUAUCUUUAGGUUCUGGGGUGCUCAAAUGCAGAGCUGAAGAGACCAAGAUCUGUGUGACCACAGUAUGAGAUUCAUAGUGUAGGACCCAGGAAAGAGCCACUUCAGCAGUAACUCCUAGUAUUUGUAACUCCAUCAUAACUGAGGCCAUUAAGAUUCCUCUUUUCUGGUGGGUGUUCAGAGGAGGAGAGACCUGAAUGCUAUUAGCAAUUGUGAUUCAGUGAUAACUGCUACGUGUUUUUGAAAGAUCCUGGUUCAUCAGUUGUAUGCAUUUUUAUCUAUUUGCUUUGUUGUAAGCUGCCCUGUGGCUUAUGCAAAGGGAGCUAUAUAAUUCAAAUACAUAAUCCAAAUACAUAAAUACUGUAAAUGUGACCUUCCUAAUUUCUCCCCCACAGAGUCCUCUCAAUUCCCAGCUGAUGCUCCAAAGUCAAGCCCCACAGCAGCUGCGAUCAGCAGCAUCAGACAGAAAGAUGUGGAGGGGCCAACUGCUACUGAGGGACUCCAUCAACGGAAGCUAGAAGGAACCAGCUGGAUAGGAGGAGUUCAGCAGCAGGGGGCACUAGAGGAAGAGGCAGAUACAGAACAGCAUCAGCAUGGGGAAGCAGAGAAGCCCGAAGGCAAACAGCCAGAGGAACAAGGGCAGGGAGAAGAGACUUCAGAGGAGAGGGAGGAAAAACAAGUGGGAACUGUGUGGUAUGAGGGGUUCCAGCAAACUGCACCAGAUUGGGCACUAUCUGUGGGAGAAGAGCAGAGAGGGAUGGUGAGGGCUGUGGGGUUUCAGCUCAGUGGGGGGGUGGAGGAGGAGGUCAAGAUGGUGGAGAGACAGCAGCUAGAGGCUGAGAGACAACAGGAAAACGAAGCAGAGAUGGAAAAGGACCUGCUGGAGGAAAUCAAUAUGGUGGUUGCAAAGGAAGGAAUUCCACAAGCAGUGCCAGGCAGGGCAGAGACUGAAGAAGACCAGGAGGAGAUGCUCAGAGGAGAAGCUGAAGCUGGGAGAAGCCAUCUGUGGGAGCCAAAGGAGGAAGUAGAAGGCACAAGAGAGACUGGUUGUGGUCAGGAAAAGGACCUGGGAGAAACUUUCUGGUAUAAGGGGAUUCAGGAAAGGGUACCAGAUUGGCCACAGUUUGUGGAGGUACAACAGCGAGGGCUGGAGGAGGCAACCAAGAUGGCAGAAGAUGAGCAGCUGGAGGUCGAGCAGGAACACAAAGAAGAUCCAGAGGCAGAAAGGCAGGAGGGAGAGACAUGGGCUGUGGGAUUUCACCACAAGGGGCUGGAGAAGGAGGAAGAAGAGGUCAAGAUGGCAAAUGGUCAACAGCUGGAGGUUAAGCAGGAACAGGAAGAAGAACCAGAGGUGGAAGAGAACCUGCAGGAGGAGUUAGAUAUAGCCGAAGAAGAAGAAAUUCAGCAAACAAUGCUGGGCACUGCAGAAACUGAGGGAGGGCAGGAGGAGGAGCUACACGAGGAAGAAGAGGCAGGGAGAUGCCACCAGUGGGAGCCAAGGGAAACUGCUGUGAUUUUGGAAGGGCAGGAUGGGGAGCCAAAGGGAAUAGCAGAGAACAGGGGUGGUCAGUGGGAAGAAGUGACAGGUGCAGAAGAGACAGAAGGGGUCCAGCAGAGGGAGGAAGAGGAACCUGUGAGAAAGGAGGCAGCAGCAGCAGAAGAAGUGGAACUUACAGGAGAAGAAUGGCUGGAGGAGAGUGACCAGGAGGGUGAAUCAGAGAGGCCGGCAGAAGCUAGUGGUCUUCUUGACAAAGAGGUGCUGGAAGCAGCUGGAAUCCAGACAAAGCAAACAGAAGAGAUGGAAAGUGGCCGACAGCAAGAACCCAUGAUGUGCACUUCCUCCAUCGCUGGGACGUUCCCAGUUAAGGUAAGCAAAACUAAAAUAAAAAUGGAGCAUGAUGGGAGUCAGGACUCUGGAGUUAACCAAUUCACUUCUCCUGUGCAGGUCGCGGCCCUGGAUACAAGUCACCAAAUGGAGCGGGUGCUGCUUCGCCGCAAGAGCUCUAUCCGGCGGGCGCCCAGCACAAAGAGACAGCCAGUGGAGACCCAGCCAGAGACGAUAAGCGUAGCUGAGGAGGUUCCAGCUCAACCACAAACACCGCGCAGGCAGAACCCAAGGCUUUCUGGGUAAAUAUGAAUAUCCUAUCACCACCACCCCAGGAGUUAACUUUGGAGUUUUGCCUCACUCUGCUCAUUCAUUCUCUUUGCCUCCCCAGGUUUGGGCCUAUGCACCCCAACAUGAUGGCUGAACUUCAGACCCGUCUGCGCAAGCCCCAGUGACCCAAGGGUGGAUUUCUGCAUUAUAUUUGAGCUUUCACUGGACGUAAAAACCGCCUCUGGAAAUCUAGGGGCAGUUUAGCACUCAUUUCCAUGUUAAUUGCUUUCGGGGUGGGGGAUAUCCAUUUGCAACCCUGUUAAUGCAGAAAAUUGUGGGAGAUGAGUGAUGAAGUUGGGGGUACUCUACCAGCGUACAGUUCUCUUGUGCCAUUUUCAUGCGUGAAUCAUGGGGGGACAGAAGUGCGCAGGUGCAGAAAGGGUGGGGAAGCGGCCUCAUGUCCAAUGACAUUUGUUGUUGUAUCACACCUCACCCACUGGUGUGAAAAAGAAUUAGUGCAGCAUGCCAGCAUAUUGCUUGAAAAGCUACAGCAGUGUGAAAGCAACGUUAGAAAACAGGGCAGGAGUGCUAGUGUUAUAAUCAGGAAAACCACCACAAAAUUCUCAUGUCUGAACUUACCCCUGUGAUAGGCUAAGGCAUAGGGUGUGUGUGUUGGGGGAGCAAGACUAGAAAAUGGGGCUAAUGAUACUGGUUGCCAUUCAUAUCAAUGGCUCCUUCUGCAUUAGAGCCUUGUAGCGCUGCUGAGGCACUGCUUUUCCACAAUAAUCUGGAAGUGGAAUUAACACUCCACGUAAUACUUCAUAUAGCUCUUUCCUUCCUAAAAAAUCCUUCCUGCUCAAUCCAUUAAGACAGGGAUAGCCAACAUGGUGCCCUCCAGAUGUCAAUGGAUAACAGAUCCUGUCCCCCUUGACCACUUGCUAUGUUGGCUGGGUCAGAUCGCAUUUGUAAUCCAGUAGCAUGCAGUGGACAUCACUGGCUACCCCUGUGACAGUAUCUACAUCAGAAGCUCUAUCGAGGGUGCCACCACGUUCAAAUGUGAGAGAGCCUUUUCAGUGGUUGUGUCCUCCCGACUUUUAAAAUAUUUUUUUGUAACUAAGUGAAGAGGAUGUUUUUCUUUCUGGCUUUUUAACGAUAGCUUUAGUUCAUUUAACUAAAUUUAGUUAAUGUAGUUCAUUUAUUCCCGUUUAAUUGUUAUUUCUACUUUUGUUUUUAGUUGCUGUUUUCACCGUCAGAUGUGCAGUUUCUGGCUGGUUUAAAAUGUCAAAAUGUUGGUAUUAAAAAUUGUUUAAUUGCA
This is a messenger RNA of Podarcis lilfordi (Lilford's wall lizard), 5024 nucleotides long. The record is from the annotation of a GenBank genome assembly. NCBI's taxonomy places the organism in Eukaryota, Metazoa, Chordata, Lepidosauria, Squamata, Lacertidae.